This is a messenger RNA of Drechmeria coniospora, 633 nucleotides long. RefSeq lists its product as uncharacterized. The transcript has a single exon. The record is from RefSeq and is a predicted model, not a curated record. The coding region runs from base 1 to 633 and encodes 210 amino acids. NCBI's taxonomy places the organism in Eukaryota, Fungi, Ascomycota, Sordariomycetes, Hypocreales, Ophiocordycipitaceae.
AUGCUCUGCUUCGUGAAACGGCUGCUCGCCCGGCUUGUGGAUGGCAUCUCUCGGGUGGGACGUCCCGGCAAGCGACGACUCUACGUUGCCGUCUACGACGUCGGCUUCACCCAAAGUCGGACAAACUCGGGCAUCGAUCCGGCGACCGAAUGCCCCAUCAGACACAUGAAUGCUCCUCGUGCCCAGUAUCACUGGGAUCUGAUGGUAGGGCCCAAGAAGGAAAGGCGAGAACCGGUGGCCGGGCUCCGCUUUCGUGUCUCCUUCAGCAAGACUCGAGGGUGGUUCUAUACGGAAAAGACGGUGACCGACGUCCGGACGCCGUACAAGAUGCUCGUCCGCCUGCUCGUCGGCAAGAUUGAAGACAUGGAUCGACUGGUGACGAUGACGAGAACGACGCCGAUUCCGCAAAACGAUCCGUACUUUCGCAGCUACGACUGGGUCGCCACAGUCUUGGAGAGGGUGGAUGCGGACGGCACCGUCGUGGGCGAUGCUGUUCUCGACUGGGAGACGAUUGAGAUGACGGCCAGACGCUUCAUCGAGACGAAGGCGCUGCAGGGACGAUUUGGCAGAGAAGCCUUGGGUCUGCCACAGCCAAUGUGGUCGAUGCUCGAGGACAGGGAGGUUCUUCCUUAG